GUAUUGACAACUGAACAUAGGUUGACUCAGCCACCCAAAUCUCUCCCUUUAAAUUCAACCCUCACUCCUUCACUUCCUUGGCUCUCCUAUCCCCUUUCCUUUUGCUCCAAUAGGAGAGGACACUCAAAGCCUCCGAUCCCCUCCCAAAAAAAAAUAUGAGAUAUACACUAGUUAGCUUUCCCACCCAAAACAACAUGCUUUUCUUCAUCGUCUUAUUCCUCAGCUGCGUAACCAUUAAAAUCAACCUCUGCUUUUCCGGCAUUCCUUCUUCACUAAAAACACUUCCCAUUCAUGGACAUUUCAACUUCGAGCAAGUCGAGCAUGCAGCUAAAGAUUUUGGCAAUCGAUAUAGUUUCCUCCCUUUGGCAGUUCUACACCCCAAGUCGGUUUCGGAUAUUGCCACCACAGUGAAGCAUAUUUGGCAGAUGGGUGGUGUUUCAGAACUCAGAGUAGCAGCUAGAGGGCAUGGCCACUCGCUCCAGGGGCAGGCGCAAGCCCAUCGGGGAGUAGUGAUCAAUAUGGAAUCACUCCAAGGCCCACAAAUGAAGGUUCACACUGGAAACUUCCCCUAUGUGGAUGUGUCGGGUGGUGAGCUAUGGAUAAAUAUCCUGCGUGAAAGCCUCAAACAUGGGUUAGCACCAAAAUCUUGGACAGACUACCUACAUUUAACGGUCGGCGGUACUCUGUCCAAUGCCGGGAUCAGUGGACAGGCAUUUCGGCAUGGACCUCAGAUCAGUAAUGUUUACCAGCUGGAAGUUGUUACAGGGAAAGGGGAAGUGGUGAAUUGCUCAGAGAAGCAGAACAGCGAUUUGUUUUACAGCGUUCUUGGAGGACUGGGUCAGUUUGGCAUCAUAACACGGGCAAGAAUAUCGCUGGAACCAGCAGCUGAAAUGGUCAAAUGGAUUAGGGUGCUGUACACAGAUUUUGCCACAUUUGCUAGGGACCAAGAGAAGUUAAUAUCUGGAGAAAGCGCAUUUGACUAUAUCGAAGGAUUUGUGAUAAUAAACAGGACCGGUCUCUUGAAUAACUGGAGAUCAUCAUUCAGCCCACAAGAUCCAGUUCAAGCCAGCCAAUUCAAGUCAGAUGGAAGGACUCUCUUCUGUCUCGAAUUGGCAAAGUACUUUAACCCUGAACAAAUGGCACUAGUAAAUCAGGAAAUAAAGAGCUCAUUAUCUCAGUUAAACCAUAUUCCAUCCACCCUUUUCUUAUCAGAAGUUCCAUACAUAGAGUUUUUAGACAGAGUUCACAUUUCGGAGAUCAAACUCCGGUCAAGAGGCUUGUGGGACGUUCCACAUCCAUGGCUCAAUCUCCUCAUCCCCAGAAGUAAAAUCCACAGCUUUGCUCAGCAAGUUUUUGGCAAUAUACAUACGGAUACAAGCAGUGGCCCCAUCCUCAUCUACCCGCUUAACAAAUCAAAAUGGGACAAUAGAACAUCUGUUGUUACACCAGAAGAAGAUGUUUUCUAUUUAGUGGCAUUCCUAUCUUCUGCAGUACCUUCUUCAACAGGAAGUGAUGGGUUAGAGCAGAUCUUAAUUCGGAACCAAAGAAUUUUAGACUUCUGCGAGAUAGCUGGCCUUGGGGUAAAGCAAUAUCUGCCUCACUAUUCUACACAAGAGGAAUGGAAAUCCCAUUUUGGUGUGUAUUGGGAAGCUUUCAUCCAGAGAAAAUCCACAUACGACCCCUUGGCAAUACUUGCACCGGGCCAAAGAAUUUUUCAAAAACCAGUAGCCUACUCAUGAUAACAUCAUCUUAUUAUAAAUUUUGUAUCAUCUAAAAGUCGGGAGGGAAAAGAAAGCUCUGCAGCAUGCAGGCAAAUGUGCUGCAAAUUCAGGCUACCGGUGCCUCUCAAAUAUCGUGAGCACAAUGAGGAGGAUUAAGACUAGUACAACUUUAAUUUUUUCAGACAAAAAGGCCAACCAUAUCAUAUUUUAAUUGUUGACUAGAGUUGUAAGAGGCACUGGACAUAAAUCAGUGCCCUGACAAGGGGAUGUAAAUACUGAAUUUGCCAGAUAGCGGCUCAUUAUUUUCUCUACUAAGUCCAAUUACUAAUUCAA
Molecule: messenger RNA, 2054 nt
Organism: Hibiscus syriacus
Lineage: Eukaryota; Viridiplantae; Streptophyta; Magnoliopsida; Malvales; Malvaceae
Product: cytokinin dehydrogenase 6-like
Exons: 5
Coding region: 156-1739 (527 amino acids)
Biological process (GO): cytokinin metabolic process
Molecular function (GO): cytokinin dehydrogenase activity; FAD binding
Source: RefSeq, a predicted model, not a curated record